AUGAAGGCCAUCAAGGAUAGACUGCGGAGAAGCUCGACGGAUCAGAAUCUGUUCUCUACAGAGGGUGCUAUAGGCAUGAAAAUACUCUCUGAUCCGUCCAAUUCCGGCCUGGAUAUUGUCUUUGUCCAUGGAUUAACUGGCAACCGCGAGACAACAUGGACGCAUAAAAAGGGCACUUGCUGGCCCCAAGACCUCCUGGUCGGAGACUUCCCUGCUGCACGUAUCAUGACCUUUGGAUACGAUGUCGAUGUCGCUGGACUCUCGACAAUUUCUUCCUCAAAUCGAUUAUACGACCACGGCCAAUCACUGGCCUAUGCGCUUGUCAGCCAAAGAGAAAACUUCCCUACAAGACCCAUCUUAUUUAUUGCACAUGGCUUUGGCGGUCUUGUAUGCCAGCAAGCGCUUAUACUCAGUACUCAGGUUGAUGGUCUCUGGCAAAUCUCAAAUUAUGCUGUUGGCAUUAUCUUCAUGGGAACUCCGCACCACGGUUCAUCAUUAGCAUUUCAUGGCGAGAGGCUCACAAGGUAUAUAAAAGCCUCUCAUAUAGCCAAAAAAGAGACUGUGGGGACAAAUCCUGGGCCGAACGACCUGCAAAGAGUUGGGACUGGAUUUCAGUCUAUGCUUCGUCGGGGGGAUAUCUCUUUGGAGGUCUUUUGUUUCUACGAGGCCAAGCAGAUAAAUGACGCGGUGGGCAGGAUUGUUGAAGAGGACUCUGCAGUCCUUAGAGGCUAUAAGAAUUGCAGUAUUGAAGCUAAUCAUUUCAACAUGGCUAAGUUCAGUGGUCGAUUGGACGCGGGCUAUGAACACAUUCAGACUCUCAUUGCUAGUUUGAUUGCGACAUCUCGGAAGGAGAAUGAGGCUGAUAUUACUGGGACUCCAAAUCAAGCAUCUGUGGGUUCUUCUAUCAAUACUUCCUGCCCAGGAAGCCCUUCGUCGACAAACUACACUUUGCAUGGUCACACCGGCUACAAUGGCUUUCAAGGCGCGAGCUCGAGUGGCUUUUCAAAUUUUACCUUUACUUGA
Messenger RNA from Penicillium canescens, 1023 nucleotides. Its product is annotated as esterase/lipase family protein. The transcript is spliced from 3 exons. NCBI's taxonomy places the organism in Eukaryota, Fungi, Ascomycota, Eurotiomycetes, Eurotiales, Aspergillaceae. The coding region runs from base 1 to 1023 and encodes 340 amino acids. The record is from RefSeq and is a predicted model, not a curated record.